This is a messenger RNA of Psylliodes chrysocephalus, 1237 nucleotides long. Lineage: Eukaryota; Metazoa; Arthropoda; Insecta; Coleoptera; Chrysomelidae. The record is from the annotation of a GenBank genome assembly.
GGCAACGUCGCAAUAACGAGUUAAAGUCGCAUAAAAUUUUGAUCUCAGAAAUUAAAUCAAAAGUGCAUAAUUCGAAAAUUUUAAUCAGUUAAAAGUGUACCGUUAGUUAACAGACUAUCAAAUACAUGCAUGUAAGUGUUUGCACCGUUUUUAUACAACGUAUAUCAAAGAAAAGGCAAUCUUUAAUUCACAAAACCUGUACAACAAAAAACUAAGUUUACAUUCUUAUCGGCAUAAAUAAAUCCAGCGAAUAGGUUAAAACAUAUAUCUAUAGUUAAAACAGAUCUUUUCGUUAAAGAAAAUUUACCACGUUGCCAUAUCUUGCACCUUAUAAUAAAAGUAGAAGAAUAAAAUCAAGCAGCAAAUAAAUGGGGACAUUGAACAUUGAAGAUAUUAAAAAAUUACUGGAUGAUCAAACUGACCAUUUAAGAGAAAAUUUUAAGAAAGAGAUCGGAACUUUGAGAACCGAUGUAAAAAAAAGAGAUGAAAAGAUUUCUUUCCUAGAAAAGAGAAGUCUGUUCCUAGAACGAAAAAUUCGAAAAAACAACAUCAUUAUCUUUGGCCUAAAUAUAAAUGAAAAUAAUAUAGUUAGAGAAACCAUCGAAAAACUAAAUCAAUUGUUAGAACUAAAUUUUUCACUAAGUGAUAUUAACAAUAUUUAUCAAUUAGGCAAACAUGAAAAGGCCCCGAUUAUAGUAGAAUUUAUUUCCUAUCUAAAAAAAAUUGAAAUAUUUCAAAAUGUAGAAAAACUAAAAUCAUUAAAGGGGGCAAACAUAUCACUCUCAAAUGAUUUAUGCGAAAUAGAUAGAAAAAAUCAUAAAAUAUUAAGAAAGCACUACAAAAUAGCUAAAGAGAAAAAUCUUCAAACAAAAAUACAAGGAUUUCGAAUAGAAAUAGAAAACAAGUGGUACACAGUUGAUGAAUUGGAAGAAUCAUAUAGUGAAAGUGAUGUUUCAAAUGAAGGAACUGAUGAUGAGGAGAUGGAGGAAGAAGAUGAGAGCGAUAUAGAAAAACUCAGGAAAAAUGGAAUGAGACAAAUAGCACCUAACAGUGACCAACAGCCUUCUAUCAGUAGGAAAAAUAAAAUCGGUGAUAAUCUGCAGACUGCACAAAAAAGAAAGAAAACUAUAGAUUCAAGUCCGCCAAUACGAUCACUUAGGAGGAAGAAAAAGAAAUGAAAUUCAGUUCGGAAAAAUUAAAACCUAUAUUCAGUAUAUUUAAAAUUAUUUAAAAUUUA